Knipowitschia caucasica is the source of this 747-nucleotide messenger RNA. The record is from the annotation of a GenBank genome assembly. Lineage: Eukaryota; Metazoa; Chordata; Actinopteri; Gobiiformes; Gobiidae.
AUGUCCACCCAGAAAGGCCUGGUUGGUCUUGUCAAGCACCCCACCAACCACCGCUGCUGUCUCACUGACCAUCACUGCUGCUCCAGCAAUCACCACCACCACCAUCACCACGGCUGCAGCCAGUACAACCACCACUGCUACCCCAACCAUCACUACUACCACUAUCGCUGCUGCCCUGACAACAACAAAACCUCAUACAACCACCACUGCUGCCCCAACAAUCACUACCACCACCACCGCUGCAGCCCUGACAACAACGAAACCUCAUACAACCACCACCGCUGCCCCUACAAUUACCACCACCACUGCUGCCCUGACAUCAACCACACCCUAUUCAACCACCACUGCUGCCCCAACAAUCACCACCACCUCCAUGGCUGCAACUCUGACAACAACCAAACUCCAUACAACCACCACCACUGCUGCCCUGACAUCAACCACACCCCAUUCAACCACCACUGUUGGUCUGGCAACAACCAAAGCCCAUACAACCACCCCUGCAGUCCCAACAACCACCAGCACUGUUACCCUUACAAUAACCAAACCCCAUAUAACCAGCACUGUGCCCCUGACAACAACCAGCACUACAGCCUUGCUAACUACAACUGUUGCCCCACCUACCACCCCAGUUUCCUCAACAACCUUCACUGCUGCCCCACCAACCGCUACAACAGCUUCCAUGACAUCUAUCUCUGCUGCUCUGAUAUCUACUGUUACCACAAUAGCAUCUGUUGCCGUGACAUCUAA